This is a messenger RNA of Charadrius vociferus (killdeer), 1525 nucleotides long. RefSeq names its product vacuolar protein sorting 36 homolog (S. cerevisiae) (gene VPS36). Gene Ontology annotation, molecular function: phosphatidylinositol-3-phosphate binding; ubiquitin binding. The record is from RefSeq and is a predicted model, not a curated record. NCBI's taxonomy places the organism in Eukaryota, Metazoa, Chordata, Aves, Charadriiformes, Charadriidae. Gene Ontology annotation, biological process: protein transport to vacuole involved in ubiquitin-dependent protein catabolic process via the multivesicular body sorting pathway. Gene Ontology annotation, cellular component: late endosome membrane; ESCRT II complex. The coding region runs from base 1 to 1077 and encodes 358 amino acids. The transcript has 14 exons.
AUGAUCUUCAAGGUGAAAUUUGAUAGUGGAGUAUUACUGCUUAGCACACACAGACUAAUCUGGAGGGAUCAGAAGAAUCAUGAGUGCUGCAUUGCUAUACCUCUGUCUCAGGUCGUCUUUAUUGAAGAGCAAGCAGCUGGGAUAGGAAAAAGUGCUAAAAUAGUAGUUCAUCUUCAUCCUGCUUCUUCAAACAAAGAGCCUGGUCCAUUCCAAAGCAGCAAAUAUUCAUACAUCAAACUUUCUUUCAAAGAACAUGGGCAGAUUGAGUUCUAUAGACGAUUAUCAGAAGAAAUAACACAAAGGAGAUGGGAGAGCAUGCCUACUGGCCAGACCAUCCAAGUUAACAAGGAUCAACAGGCAGGAAGAAUAAGGGCUGUAGGAAUUGUGGGGAUUGAAAGGAAAUUAGAGGAAAAAAGAAAAGAGACUGACAAAAACAUUUCCGAGGCUUUUGAGGAUCUUAGCAAACUAAUGGAGAAGGCUAAGGAAAUGGUGGAGUUAUCCAAGUCAAUAGCUAAUAAGAUUAAAGAAAAGCAAGGUGACAUCACUGAGGAUGAGACUAUUAGGUUCAAGUCCUAUCUACUGAGCAUGGGUAUAGCUAAUCCAGUUACUAGGGAAACAUAUGGAUCUGGUACACAUUACCACAUGCAACUGGCGAAGCAACUAGCUGGAAUACUGCAGAUACCAUUAGAGGAGCGAGGAGGGAUCAUGUCACUUACAGAAGUGUACUGUCUGGUAAAUCGCGCACGAGGAUUAGAGCUGCUGUCACCGGAAGAUUUAGUAAAUGCUUGUAAGAUGCUGGAGUCACUGAAAUUACCGCUAAGGCUUCGGAUAUUUGACAGUGGUGUGAUGGUGAUUGAACUCCAGUCUCAUAAUGAAGAGGAAAUGGUAGCUUCUGCUUUAGAGACAGUGUCUGAAAAGGGUUCUCUUACAGCUGACGAGUUUGCUAAGCUGGUGGGGAUGUCUGUUCUCUUAGCCAAAGAAAGGCUGCUUCUUGCUGAAAAGAUGGGCCAUCUUUGCAGAGAUGAUUCAGUGGAAGGCUUGAGAUUCUACCCAAAUUUAUUUCUGACACAAAGCUAAUGUCGUUUGUGUACAAUUUCUUACGUAACACCUGAACGUGAGAGCAGAGGGCAGAACCCUUCCAACAACUGACUUUAAAAUUUUUAUUCUGUUAGUGAACUGCAACAGUGAUGGACAUUGCAAUGCUUUACAGUUCUCAGGUAUUUCAAGUGCUGAAUCCUCUUACGUGGAACUGAAAGGAAAUAGGAGUCACCAAGUCGGAAGCAUGUUAAUUGUCUCAAGCCAGCUAGCUCAUGUUUCAAGUUUUAUUUGAUGUGCUCUGUAGUUUCUCAUUGUUAGAGAAGUCAGAUGAAGAUUCCACACAAGUGAAAGUGGAGAGACUAUCCCUGUAGACUGCCAUGAGGGUUGGCACCCAGAAGACAGGUUACUGCAUACUCCAAUUUGAGUUUGUUUAUGUCUAGAGCAACAAAGCAGACAGAUGUAUCCGUAGCGAUAAGAAAAGUGACUU